Formica exsecta is the source of this 2737-nucleotide messenger RNA. Its product is annotated as beta-1,4-mannosyltransferase egh-like. Gene Ontology annotation, cellular component: cytoplasm. Gene Ontology annotation, molecular function: beta-1,4-mannosyltransferase activity. The transcript is spliced from 3 exons. The record is from RefSeq and is a predicted model, not a curated record. Lineage: Eukaryota; Metazoa; Arthropoda; Insecta; Hymenoptera; Formicidae. Bases 580 to 1956 code for a protein of 458 amino acids.
UUAUAUAUAUAUAUAUAUGCCCAAGCUGUAUCGUAGGUUCGUAAUAAUACGUCAUAUGUCCCGUAUUCUUCAUCUUUUCUUUUCUUUCCAAUACUUCAAUAUAUAUCUAUUUCAUUUUGACCGCAGAAAGAGUAACAUAAUACAGCUAUAUAUAUAAAGAAUAGACCUUGUACUUUGUACAUAAUUUAUCCAAUUUAAGCACGACUACGCCUAGUAGCUAGUAGCAAGCUCACAAAGCGUCCGCCAAGAAGUUCUCUCUCCGAGAGAAAGCGUCAAGCGUCGUCGCUCGUCUCUCGUCUCUCUUCGAGAUUGCGAGGAUAAAAAGCGCGAACCGGUGCAUCAAAUUGUUGGCCGUGUAUAUAUUAUAUAUAUAUAUAUACGUGUGUGUGCGUGGCGCGCAAAAAACGAGCGCGAGACGCUACUGAAAUUACAUUGAAAUUAUGAAAGCUCAUUCAUGCAGAGAUAACGAUUCGAUAGAGUAUUAAAUCGACCGUUGCAAUCGCGGACAAUGGGCAGUGUCGGCGCGUCUACGAUCAUCACGCACACCUGAGAAUUCAUCGCCCACCGCAGGUUGGAAUAAUGUUGAGCAGUAUAACAAAACACAUUUUACAUUGCUGUCUGCUGCUCAUAGUUAUAUUGAUAUUUGAAUAUGUGUCUGGUGGACUUCGAUGGAAUGCAGACCAAAAAGAAGAGAUUGACCCAUGGACACGAUAUGGCAUUAUCGGUGCAAUUACUUUGUACCUGUUACGUACAGUGACUUUUCUUUCUUUGCCUCAAGUAUUAUUCAAUUUUAUAGGAUUAACGAUAUACAAUGCAUUCCCUGAUAAAGUAAUCUUGAAAGGUUCACCUCUACUUGCACCGUUUGUUUGUAUAAGAAUAGUGACUCGCGGGGAUUAUCCACAAUUAGUGAAAACAAAUGUGAAGAGAAACUUAAAUAGAUGUAUAGAAGCUGGUCUCGAGAAUUUUCAAAUAGAAGUAGUGAGCGAUAAACCAGUAGGUUUAACACCGCAUCGUAGGGUACGAGAAGUUGUUGUUCCUCCAAAUUAUCGCACAAGUAGUGGUGCCUUAUUCAAGGCUCGUGCUUUGCAAUACUGCCUUGAGAAUUCGGUAAAUGAAUUAGCUGAUCAUGACUGGAUUGUCCAUCUUGAUGAAGAAACUUUGAUGACUGAAAAUUCCGUUCGUGGCGUAUUGAAUUUUGUAUUGGAUGGCAAACAUCAGUUUGGCCAAGGAUUAAUCACAUAUGCUAAUGAGGAUGUUGUUAACUGGAUCACGACAUUAGCUGAUAGUUUCAGAGUAGCAGAUGAUAUGGGAAAAUUAAGAUUACAAUUUACUCUGUUCCACAAGCCAUUUUUUAGUAUGAAAGGAUCUUAUGUUGUCACACAGAUGGGAGCAGAAAAGCAGGUUUCGUUUAAUAACGGAUUAGAUGGAUCCGUCGCUGAAGAUUGUUUCUUUGCGAUGAAAGCAUUUUCCCAGGGAUAUACGUUCAAUUUUAUAGAAGGCGAAAUGUGGGAGAAAUCGCCAUUCACUCUAUGGGAUUUUGUACAGCAAAGAAAAAGAUGGCUGCAAGGUAUAUUACUUGUCGUGCAUUCCAAAGCAAUUCCAUUCAGAAAAAAAUUAUUGCUGGGUAUUUCAUGUUACUCAUGGGUGACGAUGCCGCUUUCCACUUCAAAUAUUGUCUUAGCCGGAUUGUGUCCGAUUAACUGUCCGCCAUUGAUCGAUUUUCUAUGCGCUUUUAUCGGCGCGGUAAAUAUUUACAUGUAUGUGUUCGGAGUAGUUAAAUCGUUUUCCUUGUAUCGUUUCGGUGUGGCCCGAUUUAUGCUUUGUAUAUGCGGCGCAUUGUCCACCAUUCCGUUCAAUAUAAUCAUUGAGAACGUCGCUGUCAUAUGGGGUUUAUUCGGUAAGAAACACAAGUUCUAUGUCGUUAACAAAGAAUACAGACCGCCAGUGACUGUAUGAUGUGUCAUCAAUUUACAGCUCUUAUCUAACUGGUGCAUAUUUAGCAACAGUAUAAAGUUUCCAUUGUGCAUGCGCAUAAUUAGUACCUGUAAAUUUACAUAGGAAAAUACAUCAUUGUCACAAAUAAAAUAUUUAUAACUAGUAUUACAUAUAUAGGAAUUACAAAAUUCCUAAGAUAAAUGGAGCAGUAAAUUUUAUGCAAAGUAUAAAAGGUAUAAAGUAAUACAUAGCAAUAGAUACAUAUAGAUCCAGUAUUAAGAACAUAUUCUGCAUUGGCAUUAAAGCAUUGCGCCAAAUCUCUAUUAAAAGUAUUUGUCACUUAUUAAAAAUAUAUUUAUGCCAAUAUCUUGUUCUCAUAGUACAAGUCAUAUAUGUCAUAUAUACUUUGAUCUCAUGUAAACGUGUUUAGCAUUCAUUAAGUUAUAAAUUAUUUUACACAUGUUCCUUUUCUCACAUUAAAUUUACACAUAUGUGUACAUAUUUUAAUGUAAUUUUCAAUAUCAUUAUUAUCAUAUCAAUAUCAUAUUAAUUUUUAAUUCUUGUCAUGUUCAGAAAUAUCUCAUUUUUGCCAUAUUACAAACAUUUUUUUUUUUUUUUUAAUGCCUCAUGAAGUGUGCAUAUUGACAAUUUCAUAUUGACAAUUUCUGAAGUAUUUAGAUUAUUUUACUUAAUAGUAAUAAGUUAUACAUCAUUAUGAUUCGGGAAACUGUGAUAAAUCUUGUUUCGCCUAUAACUUUUUUAUAUUUCAGGAAAAUAUACAGAAUUUUAUUAAACACAAAAA